AUGAGUGGAGGUGAAGAAAAUCAGUUUAGGAGAGGUAUGAACAUGAAUGAAGCAAGUUCUGAGAGAUGUGGGGUUAAGAGGACAAAUGAGGAGAGAAAUGUGGAGGAUGAAGGUGUGGCUUAUGAUAGUAGUGAGGAAGUUGUCUCUGAGACUUCCAAGACUAGGAGAAGGCCACGAAAAGUUGAUGAUUUUAGGGACAUUAAGUUAGAAAUUCCUGAGUUUGAUGGAAACCUCAAUCCAGAUGAGUAUGAUGAUGCUAAAGCUUUCAAGGUUGUUGUAGCUAAGCUAAAGGGGUAUGCAUCCCCUUGGUGGGAGAAUGUUGUAUUAGCUAGAACUGGGAAGCAUAAGCCUAUAAUCAAGAGUUGGAUAAAACUUAAGAAGAAGAUGAAAGAGAAGUUUUUACCUUCCACUUAUACUCUUGAUUUGUAUAACCAACUUUCUGAUUUAGCUCAAGAUCAUAAAGGGGUUGAAUAUUAUAUUCAUGAGUUUGAGAAAUUGAUGAUCAAACUAGAUGUUCAAGAGAGGGAGGAGCAAACUAUGUCACGUUUCUUAGGAGGAUUAGAUAAAGACAUUCGAAUGAAGGUGGAAUUGCAACCUUAUUCUACCUUAGAUGAACUCUUCAAGCUUGCCUUAAAAGUGGAGAAACAUCUAAAGGAAAAGAAGAAGAAGACAUUUGUGAGAGGAACUUCCUAUACUAAGGGAGGUUCGAAUGUGAAGCAACCAUAUACAUCUCCUUACACUCCAAAAGGGGAUAGUUCAAAGGUGUUAGAUAAAGGGAAGAAAGUGGUUGAAACAUCCUCAAAGAAAUCUGAUGUGAAGUGUUUUAAGUGUCAUGGUUAUGGUCAUUAUCAAGCUCAAUGCCCAAACAAAAGGGUAAUGACUCUACUUGACAUUAAAAACAUUGAAGAAUCACUUGAACAUGAAGGAGACAAUGAAGAUGAACUUGAAGAGGAGGCCGAAAAUGAAGAAGAGUUAGAGGUUGGAGAAGUGACUCAAGGUGAACAUUUAAGCCUUGUUUUAAGAAGAAUUCUUCAUACUAAAGAAGCUGAAUUGAUUCCAUCACAAAGGGAUCAAAUUUUUCAAACAAAGUGCUUGAUUGGAGGGAAGAUAUGCUCGAUGAUCAUUGAUGGAGGGAGCUGCACCAAUGUCGCCUCAUCUUCUAUGGUGAACAAGCUCAAUCAUCCUACUUUCCAACAUCCAAAACCUUAUAAGCUUCAUUGGCUUAAUGAUGGGAAUUGUGAAGAGGUAACAAAGCAAGCUUUAAUUAGCUUUUCUUUUGGUGAUUCUUAUAAGGAUGAAGUUCUUUGUGAUGUUUUACCUAUGGAUGCAUUGCACGAAAUGGUUAAGCCAUUAGUGAUGGAGUUUGGUGAUGUAUUUCCUAAUGACCUUCCUUCUGGUUUACCCCCUAGUAGAGGAAUUGAACACCAAAUUGACUUGAUUCCUGGAGCAACAUUACCUAACAAGCCAGCUUAUAGAUGUAAUCCUGAAGAAGCUAAUGAGUUGCAAAAAUAA
Beta vulgaris subsp. vulgaris (sugar beet) is the source of this 1512-nucleotide messenger RNA. RefSeq lists its product as uncharacterized. Gene Ontology annotation, molecular function: zinc ion binding; nucleic acid binding. The transcript has 4 exons. The record is from RefSeq and is a predicted model, not a curated record. The coding region runs from base 1 to 1512 and encodes 503 amino acids. NCBI's taxonomy places the organism in Eukaryota, Viridiplantae, Streptophyta, Magnoliopsida, Caryophyllales, Amaranthaceae.